CACGCAGAUACUCAGUGAACUCCGCGCGCGCCUCUCUCGUCAGUCUCGCGCUCAGCGCGUGUGGAGAAACAGGGGCGCUGGACCUGAAGGAGUGAUGUGAUUUAGUUCUGCUCUUCUUUAAGAGGAACCAGCACUUCGAGAGGAGACACGACAGUGAGAGGACAGAACCGAGCUAUUGAUCAGAGCAGUUCCCGUGUGCGCGAGACACGCGCCGGACGCGGAGCGAUGGAUUCCUCAGCUCAGCGCUCGCGAGGAAACACAGACUCUCCCUUCGAAGAAAUCAGGACAGAAGUGGUUGAAAGUGGACAAAAGAGAUGGAUUAAAACACCAGGUGUAAACGGGAAUGUGUCUCCUUCAUCUACUUGUGAUCCGAUGGACCAAAACACAUCUUAACACCAGAUGCGCUUUGGACUGGUGGCCACACCUCGUCCUUGAACGCCCAACUCGAAGAGGCCGCCAAUGCUUGACUCGCAAUUGUGACUGAACAGAAACCGUAGCCUCUUCAACACUAACCCUGCAAUCAACCGCCGUUUAUCCUUUCUGUCUCUUGCAACCCUCUUCAUGGCCAACCUCCUGAGCUAUGUGCUGUUCCUGGUGCUCCGGACUUAUGCCGCCCCGCCAGAGUACAUCCAAGUGUGGCCUGGCGGGUCGACGCCAGCCCCGGGAGAUCUGGACAACGAGACAGUCACCCCUUCUUUGGUCCCUCCUCCAGGAACCAGCAAGCACACGCCUCACAGCAUCAUCAUCGGCGUCCGAAAAGGAGGCACAAGAGCGUUGCUUGAGAUGCUGGAUAUCCAUCCCGAAGUGGCGGCGGCCGCCACUGAAGUUCACUUCUUCGACUGGGACGAGAAUUACGCCAAAGGCUUCGAGUGGUACCGCGAGCAAAUGCCGUAUUCGUACCCUAAUCAGAUCACCGUGGAAAAGACGCCGGGGUAUUUCACGUCUCCGGUUGCGCCUGCGCGGAUUCACGCUAUGAACUCUUCCAUCAGACUUUUGCUGAUCUUGAGAGACCCUACGGAGAGGGUCAUCUCGGACUACACACAAGUCUACUUCAACCGUCUGGAGAACCACAAGCCCGUGCAGGCCAUCGAAAACAUGCUGGUCAAGAACGGCGCGCUGAACACACGCUACAAGGCGAUCCAGCGCAGUCUUUACGACGUCCACAUGAGGAACUGGCUCCAGCACUUUCCACUGGAGCAGAUCCACAUUGUGGACGGGGAUACACUGAUCCACGACCCCCUACCGGAGCUCCAGCGAGUCGAACGCUUCUUGGAUCUGCCGCCUCGGAUUGUGGCGUCCAACUUCUACUUUAACCAGACCAAAGGCUUCUACUGCAUUCGCAGUGAUGGCCAUGAGAGAUGCCUGCAUGAGUCUAAAGGACGUCCGCACCCUCCUGUUAACAGCACUGUGCUGCGCCAGCUGCGCUUGUACUUGCGCCAACACAAUCGGAACUUCUACCGGCUUAUAGGACGUACCUUUAACUGGCAGUAGUGGGAGGGUCUGGAACUCGCAUUCUGACCAAUCACAGUCCAGCUGAGUGGCUGAUUGAUAGCUGAUGGACCGUACAAACAGACUUCAGAACAAUCACGUUUUCAAUCUGACGAGUAUGAUAUUAAAACAGUGACUGUGAGAGGAUCUUUGCUGUCAAGUGUCUUUGUCGUAACUAAGUUACCUGAGACAAAUCUGGUGAACACUGAGUCAUUUUUUUUCUCUUUUUCUCUGUUUGUUUGAUAUUCUUGUACUUGAUAAUAAAUGGUUCUGCUUCCAAAAUGGG
Messenger RNA from Ctenopharyngodon idella (grass carp), 1774 nucleotides. It is a transcript of the gene hs3st1l1, whose product is annotated as heparan sulfate (glucosamine) 3-O-sulfotransferase 1-like1. The record is from RefSeq and is a predicted model, not a curated record. NCBI's taxonomy places the organism in Eukaryota, Metazoa, Chordata, Actinopteri, Cypriniformes, Xenocyprididae. Gene Ontology annotation, molecular function: [heparan sulfate]-glucosamine 3-sulfotransferase activity. The transcript is spliced from 3 exons. Bases 562 to 1491 code for a protein of 309 amino acids.